UGAGCCACUCACAUGAGCGCUGGAAUCUAUAUAUCUACCCUCUUUCUGCCCUUCUCGUCUCAGAAAAAGACGACUCAGGGUAUUUGUCACCUACUGUGUAAGAUUUAAAAAUAGGGCAGACACACUGAACUGCAACCAUGUCUGAAGCGCCUAUGAAAACAAAGCCAAAGAUCUCUGCAUCUCGCAGGCUGUUCUUGAAGACAAAACUGCUUAAGAAGGCCAUGACUAUGCUGGACAGUGAAAAGCAAGCCAGAAAAGAUGAACGAGAAAGAAUCCUGGCUGAGAGGGUCCCAGCACUCCAAGUGUCAGGCCUGUCUCUGCAGGAUCUACAGAAUCUUUGCAAAGAACUACACCAGAAAAUUGAUGUGGUUGAUGAAGAACGGUAUGACAUCAACAGUAAAGUGACAAAAAAUGACAGGGAGAUACAGGACCUGUCUCAGAAGAUCUAUGAGCUGAAGGGCAAGAUGAAGAGACCGAACCUGAGGAGGGUGAGGGUGUCCGCUGAUGCCAUGCUGGGAGCUCUGCUGGGCGCCAAGGUCAAAGAGUCUGUGGACUUCAAGGCCAACCUCAAGACUGUGAAGAAGGAGGAGGAGAAGAAAGAGGAAGUGACUGACUGGCGUAAGAACGUGGACGCCAUGUCCGGUAUGGAGGGCAGAAAGAAGCUGUUUGAUGCCGGGCAGUAGUUCUUGUGGUGAAUUUAUUUAUGAAGGUGUUCGCUGCUCUACAACAGGUGGAACCAGGGAAUCAUGUGACUGUUAUAAUGACAACACAUAAAGACCAGGCUAACAAGUAGGUUCUGGUCCAGUUCGUGUUUCAAGUGUUUGUGUAAAUGGCAACAGUGAACAUGUUUAACUUAUACAUAUAGUUUUUUACAUAAUGUAUUGUGUAUUAUGAAAAACAUAUGUAUUUAAUAUAUUAUAGCUCUGUAUUGCUUUUGUUGUUUUUAGCAUCAAUAUGACCUCAUGAAAACAUCAAACACUAUUUGCUGUGUAGUAAUGUUACUGACUUGCUUUUUGACCUUUGUUGUAUACUAAAAUAACAAUAAGAAACAACAUUUCUCUGUACUCUUUGCGUUUACGAUAAAAAAUGUUGAGGGUCAGCUGUUCAUGGAGCCACAUAAGGUGAGCAUCCUUGAAAAUGACUGUGUCAUUAAAACAGACAUCACGAUGAGAAGCAGUGCUAUGAUUGAUCAAACAAUAAAAUGUAAAUGG
Chelmon rostratus (copperband butterflyfish) is the source of this 1211-nucleotide messenger RNA. RefSeq names its product troponin I, slow skeletal muscle-like. Lineage: Eukaryota; Metazoa; Chordata; Actinopteri; Chaetodontiformes; Chaetodontidae. The transcript is spliced from 8 exons. Gene Ontology annotation, cellular component: troponin complex. The record is from RefSeq and is a predicted model, not a curated record. Gene Ontology annotation, biological process: muscle contraction. The coding region runs from base 138 to 683 and encodes 181 amino acids.